GUAAACGAGUCUAGGCGAGAGAAAUUUGGGUAAACGAGUCUAGGCAAGGAAUCCGUUAGGUGAAACCUCAAUUGCCAGCCCAGCCGACCACGGGAGUCCCGUGAGAGGGACAAAAGGCAAAGAGGGACAGAAGGCAAAUUUUAGGGAAAAAAAAUUGUGAAAUAAAAGAACCCUCUUAUCUUUCUCUCUCUCUCUUUCACUCUCAUUGCUGUAGUCUAUUCUCUAGUAUUCACAUUUUCUUUUGGGGACCCCUUAACCCAGCAUUUCAUUACCAGCAACCCAAAAAAAAAAGAAAAAAAAAACUGUAUGGAUGACCGUUAAAGCACGUUGGGGGUAUUCUUCGGAUUUCUCUGUAACUCCAUCUAAAUCUGAUGUUGUUUUUAUUAUCUUCACCAUCACCACCAUUGCCUAGAUUCUUUGUCAUGGUCUUAUCAACUUGGACUUGGUUCUUUCUUAAUGAAAAUUAAGUACCCAUUGGCAUUUAGCUGUUUUAAUUCUCAAAUUCAUCCUCUAUCAGAUCUGGGUCUUUCGAAAGAUAUUUAUUGCAGGGAAAAGUAUCUUCUUUUUGUGCAGUUGGUUUGAUUCGACCUCUAAUGUGGAAUACAUGAAAGCCUAAGCUGUCAAAUUUGGUUCAAUUAUGUGAAAAAAUCCACCAAUGUUGUCUAAUUCGGACAGUGUUUGAUGGAUGCAUGCGAAUCACAGAGGCACACGGCUGUGGAUAAACCAAGAACUCCCUUGGUUCCAGCUGAAGGGAACGGCAAUGCAGCAGCCGCAGCCCGCCGCCCUCGAACGAGGGAAGUUAGUUCUAGGUACAAAUCACCAACACCUUCUGUCUCUAGGCGUUGUGCAUCACCAAGCCUAUCGAGAACACUGCCUACAACUCCCCAAGUGGUGCCCAAAAGAGCGAAAUCAGCCGAGAGGAGGCGCCCUUCAACUCCAACUUCACCCUCGAGUCCCUUUACUCCAGUUCAUGAUUCAUUUGUUGAUAUGCAGCUGCCGUCUAGAAGACUAAGUACGGGCAGCCGGUUGCCAGAGAGUUUAUGGCCUUCUACAAUGAGAAGUCUUAGUGUUUCCUUUCAAUCCGAUUCUAUUUCCAUUCCUAUCAGCAAGAAGGAAAAAACAGUCAGUAACAGCUCCUCUGAUCGCACCUUGCGGCCAUCUUCAAAUGUGGCUCAUAAACAGGUUGAAACACCUGCUGGAUUACGGAAGCCUACGCCCGAAAGAAAGAGGAGUCCUCUUAAAGGGAAGAAUAUAGAGGAUCAAUCAGAGAAUGCUAAACCGAUAGAUGGCUUACAUACUAGAUUGAUUGAUCAGCAUCGAUGGCCUAGUAGGUUAGGUGGCAAGUUAUCUUCUAAUUCAUUGAAUAAAAGUGUAGAUCUCAAUGAUAAGAGCGUGAAAGAUUUAUCCAUACCAGUUGGAAUUGGUUUAUCUUCACUCAGGAGAAUGUCUCUGCCUGGUGGUAGCAUCAAACAUCUAGAAAAAUCAGCUAGUGAUGCUGCAAAAUUAUCAUGUCUAGAAGAUAUUGGCAGGAUUGUGUCUGUGGCAAAUCCUGCAGAUGAUAGUCCACUGCAGGCGUCCGGAGCUCAUAAGCUUGUUGCAACAAAUUUAUCAGAUAGAAUGUCUUUGAUAAUUCCUCCAGUUAGAUUAAAGCCCUUGCGUACCCAUGGAUCAUGCCCUCCAUCACCAAGUGGGACCUCCGUUAGUAGAGGUGCCAGUCCGUCUCGUGCUAGGCCAUCCACUCCUCCUUCUAGAGGGUUCAGCCCGUCUCGGACAAGGCCAUCAAGUGUCUCUGGUCAAUCCAAUAGUUCUAGCUCAGUGCUUAGCUUUAUAGUGGAUUUUAAGAAAGGGAAAAAAGGUGCAAGCUAUGUUGAAGAUGCUCAUCAGAUACGGCAGUUAUACAAUAGGUAUUUGCAGUGGCGAUUUGCUAAUGCCAGGGCAGAGACUGUUCUUUAUAUUCAGAAAGUAAAUUCAGAGAAAACUCUGUGCAAUGUUUGGACCAGUACUUUAGAGCUGUGGGAUUCAGUAAUCAGGAAGAGGAUCAAUCUCCAACAGCUGAAGCUAGAGCUUAAGCUGAUUGCUGUUUUGAAUGAUCAAAUGGCACACCUAGAUGAUUGGGCUUUACUUGAAAGAGAGCAUUUAAAUUCGUUAUCUGGGGCUUUGGAAGAUUUGGAGGCAACCACUCUUCGUAUUCCAGUGACUGGAGGGGCACAGGCAGAUAUAGACUUCUUGAAGGUUGCUAUUUGCUCAGCUGUGGAUGUGAUGCAGGCAAUGGGAUCCUCCAUCUGUUCUUUACUCUCAAGGGUGGAGGAGAUGAAUAAAUUAGUUUAUGAGCUUGCUGUUGUAGCAGCAGAAGAGAAAGCUAUGCUUGAUGAAUGUGAAGCUCUAUUGGCUUCAACAGCAGCUUUGCAGGUAGAGGAGUACAGCAUUAGAACACAUCUCGUACAGGUGAAACACGCCCUUGAGAGUCGACGGAUCUUGGCGACGAUAACCCCUACAUGGCCUUAUCAACUUCUAAGCUAACUUUUACCAGUUACCACUCGAGCAGAGAUAAAUCAGUCUUCUAUGAGCUAAAUGUAAACUUCUUUUUUUUUUUUAACUUUUUUUUCCCUCUUUGGUGGGAAGUUCCAUCUGGGUUCAUUCUUUUCUUUUUCUUUCUUUUUUUCAAUAGUGAGCUGUUGGCUCCACGGCUUCCACUUGUAAUUUUUGUCUCUCUCAAAAGAAAAGAAAAAUGAAAAGGUAAUAAAGGAUUGAAAAUUAUAUUUAAGAA
This is a messenger RNA of Hevea brasiliensis (rubber tree), 2767 nucleotides long. RefSeq names its product AUGMIN subunit 8. NCBI's taxonomy places the organism in Eukaryota, Viridiplantae, Streptophyta, Magnoliopsida, Malpighiales, Euphorbiaceae. Gene Ontology annotation, cellular component: cytoplasm; nuclear microtubule; centrosome. The transcript is spliced from 7 exons. Gene Ontology annotation, molecular function: microtubule binding. The record is from RefSeq and is a predicted model, not a curated record. Bases 682 to 2520 code for a protein of 612 amino acids. Gene Ontology annotation, biological process: spindle assembly; centrosome cycle.